AUGACGUCGCCUAGCGGUGCGGUAUCGACGCUCAAGGGCAAGGAGAAGGAGUCGACGCCAUCUUGUGGACGAUGGUACUCAGCUCACCCGGCACAGCAGCAGCCAGAGGCAUCGACAUCAGCCAACAAGCUGCCGCAUACACUAGCAUCGAUGAUCGAAGACGUUACCAAGGAUGCAAGGCUUACUGCCGCAGACGAAUUCGAGCGCCUUGGCCUCUCAGCUGGUCUCGCUCGCCAGGUGACAUCGACGUACCCACUCAUCACUCAUCCAACUGACCCUCAGCGCGAGCUCAUUCCAGCCGUCCUUUCACCCAACGACGUUCUGCUGCGAGCGCAUACAGGCUCAGGCAAGUCCUUUGGCUUGCUUCUCGCAUUGAUGGCAAAGCCGCGCAUCGUAUUCCGCAGCAACAAGGAUCAAGAGGCUCCGGAUAGCAGAGGACGAUCAGCAGCCUCGAACAAUGGCAUUGCCAGCCUCGUCAUCGUGCCAUCCAACGAGCUCGCGGAACAGUACCUCGAGUGGGUACGCCAACUCGUACCAAAGAACAUCGGCCUAGACGCCAUUAUUCAGACACUCGUGCGAGGAGACGGACAAGACGAAGAUCAGCGCAUGCAACGCCUUGUCAAGCAGCCUCCGCACAUCCUCGUCGCCACCCCCACACGAGCAAUGCAGGUCCUCCAAGGCUCGGCAGGUAGCACGACUACAGCAGGCGCCUCCAUCCUUGGCAUCCCAACGCUCCGCACUCUCGUCUUCGACGAAGUCGAUGCUCUCCUUGACCUUCCCGGCCGCUUUCCAAGCGACAAAGCUGUAUGGCGAAACAUGGUCCAUCCUCCUGUGGGCCUUCAGCUCCUCAAUGAGAUCAUGAAAAUCAGAGGCACUCACUCUGGUGGCAGCCCCAUGUCUUACCAAGGACUCGAGGACAAACCCAGCUGGUCCAAACGAGACUACUACGGCAAGCAGGCAAAGCUCAAGCGAUCUCCCAACUAUUCCUGGUUGGCUCCACCCCGACAAGUGGACGCAGCGCGCGGAGAGUGGCCACUCCAGCUUGUAGCAUGCUCAGCAAGCGCCAACGCCGUUCUGCGCCACUUCUUGGGCGCAAAGACUGGUUGGGCGAGAGUAGGCGUACGAGCCCCGCCCGAGCAAGGGGCAGCUGCUGCGGUGCGAUUUGGCGCGAGGCGUGGAGUGCAAGGCGAGUCAAGGCCAGUCACAGGCAGGUGGAUCGACUUGACAGGCUUGACACCGCGGCGACAUUCCCGGCAGACGGAGCAGUGGGGUUCGUAUAGCCAGGGUCAGCAAGAGCGCCUCGCAGCCAAUACAUCCCUUGCUGGCGUCAUGCCGCAGGAGCUAAUUCACCACUGCUUGGUACUGGAUGAAGCGGCCGGCGAGGGAGGAGCGUUGCCGCUCCGCAAUUUGCCGAUAUCGCGGCUGCGUCGCCUGGCGGCCAAGGAGCAGAAGGAAGAGCGCCGCGUGGAGCAUCGUGCUCAGCGAGAAGGUGCUGCUGGAACGCGCGCUUCGGAGACAGGCGACGCAUCAUCGUCUAUUGUCCGCAUCGUUCAGCCCACAGCUCCUGCUAUUCAUGAAGUCGACCCAGCGCUUCUCGAGGCUCUUGCCCUUGUUUAUGCUCAGCUGGGCGUACAGCGCGGUAUCGCCUUCAUCCCGCCACAGUGGUCGCUGCGCACUGUCCUCUCCACCCUGUCCAAUGCGUACGGUGUCGAAGCUGUGACAGUAGACGAGCUGCGGCGCGAUGAGCACGAGGAUGGAGGGGCACCCCGCUUGGCCAUUCUUCAAGCUACCUCUGCGCGCGGUCUCGACCUGCCGGGCGUGUCGCACGUCUUCUUGGUCGGCGCAGAAGCGGUGGGCGAUACGGUGCGCUACGUCCACCUGGCGGGGAGGGCUGCACGUCUGUCUGCAACGAGGGAAAAAGGAUCGACGGAGAGACCGGUAGGAACAGUGGUGAGCUUAGUGAGAGGAUUGGGAGCCGGAGACGUCAAGGAGAACAGAGACAGAGCAGCUGCAAGAAGUGAGAGUACAGCUGGCGAAGGGGAGCUGCAAUCGUGGAGCGAGAAGGGUGCUCCACUCAUGGCCAGCUCCGAGAGGAAGAUGUGGAGCAUGUACCAGCGCUUGGGCAUCCGUUGCUCGAGGCUGAAGAUGGGAGAGUGGGCUGAGAUGGAGAGUGAACAGGGUGAGGACGGCGAGGCUGAGGACCAGGAGGACGAAGUCGCAGCAAAUCUAGUGUAA
This is a messenger RNA of Jaminaea rosea, 2235 nucleotides long. RefSeq lists its product as hypothetical. Bases 1 to 2235 code for a protein of 744 amino acids. Gene Ontology annotation, molecular function: ATP binding; nucleic acid binding. NCBI's taxonomy places the organism in Eukaryota, Fungi, Basidiomycota, Exobasidiomycetes, Microstromatales. The transcript has 2 exons. The record is from RefSeq and is a predicted model, not a curated record.